Molecule: messenger RNA, 14362 nt
Organism: Pygocentrus nattereri (red-bellied piranha)
Lineage: Eukaryota; Metazoa; Chordata; Actinopteri; Characiformes; Serrasalmidae
Product: Snf2-related CREBBP activator protein
Exons: 35
Coding region: 758-12808 (4016 amino acids)
Cellular component (GO): Swr1 complex
Molecular function (GO): histone binding; DNA binding; ATP-dependent chromatin remodeler activity
Source: RefSeq, a predicted model, not a curated record
AAAGUCUCCUCCCCGCAACCGCUCCAUUCAGCGAUCCGAACCCAGUCUCUCUUGGACCGCUCUUUAACUUGAUCUCACGAACCUGCCAGUACCUCGUUGGGUACCGAGAGAUAGUUUGGAUCGGUCCCGUCACGGAUUGAGUACGAUUUGAGGCGGAUGGCGACUCCUUCAGCGAGAAUUUAGUAAAAGAAAAGUGCUCGAAAUUUUCAGAUGCAGUGGUAUUCUUGAUCUCAGCAUCCUGGAAGUGGAAAGUACGGAAGAGACUGGUCCUACACCACAUACAGGUGCAGUGUGUAGCAGAGGCAGUCCAGGAGAAGGGAGACUUGGGGAGGAGGUGGUGCAGCAGCGCACCCCUCCGGCUGUGGCUGUGCUGGGUGGCAUCCCUGCGGCUACGCAGAAUGUGGCCGGGCCACCCCAGCAUGCCCUGCAGCCGGUCGCAGCUGCCCUCCUACUACCACCACUGGUCGGCCCUGCCACUGAGUCAGAGCAGCAGAAAGCAGACACAGAGGCUGCAAGUGAAGAGCAGAGCACCACAGUGGCUUGGCAAAACUGCAACACCAAGGAGCCUGAGGACUACUCCACCUUGGAUUUCAAUACUGAGGCUGUCCAAAGACAACUGGUGUCAGCUGAUUUUGGAGACAUACAGAAUCUCUCACACGGACUUUCUGUUUGUGAGACAGACCGGAUUAAAAAAGGCCAGGAUUUACAUUACGGGUGUGAUACUGAGAAAACAAGCCUUGCAGACAGGGAGACAGACAUGGCAGAGAGCACAGGCAUGGGCCACUGCCAAGACUGGACUCUUAGCACAGACAUUACAGGGGAUCCUGUUGAGAUGGAAAAGGGACGACUGGCUCCUGAGAAAGUAUAUCUGGGGCUCAAGUCAAAGACUGGUCAGGAGCAAUUGUCUGGAGCUCAGCACACAGCUGGAGGGAGCACCCAAAUCUCUCUAUCUCAGUCCAGCUCAACGGUCUCUACUGCAGAUAAAGCGACAGACAGAGAUCAUAAGCAACCUGGAGAUUCGGAGCCGUGCCAGAGUGCUCCACUUACAGCAACAAUUAUCACUGCUAGAAAAGAGACAUCCAGUGAGCUUAAUAAUACCAAGAAUAGCAUGGAUGAAAUCACAAAGCAGGAGAGCAUUUCUUCAGGUACAAAACCAGCUGAGAAAGAGGGGCAAGCAUUCAGUGGAUCUCACCCAAAUGCAGAAGGCUCGACAACAAAGCAAGAAAAACUUCUGUCUAAGUUGUCUGUUCCCACUGACAAUGGAGAUGGCAGUCCAAAAGACACUGAUGAGGGUGAUGGAUACCUUCCUAAAUGCCUCCAACAGCCUCUCCUUGCUUCAGUGGAGAUUGACUUGGCCUCUGUUGCACAAAGAACAGCUAUCCCUAAUGCUACCUUCCCUCACAAAAUGCCUGUUCCCUCCAAUCACCCUGGAAAUGCACAGGCUACAAAAGAGAACCAGCUGAGCCCAGACUAUGUGAAUUGCGGUGGAGCCUCCAAACCUGUUUUAACAGGGAAUGAGACUAGUGCUAGUGGGGAGCAGGAGAAUAAGACUCCGUCUUUAGACGGAGGUCUGUUUGGCAGCGUGGCUGUUACGGAAGUACUUUAUGAUAUUUCUGUUGAAGAACCAAAGGUGCCGGGGGAUGUGACGUGCACUCACAAUGUACAGGCCCCCAAAGUGACUGAAGGGUCUCAUGUAGUGGUUUGUGGCCCUACAGAUGUGGUUGUUAAACAAAAUGACUGUGCCAACAGCAUACAAGUGACUCUUUACCCAGAUCGCCAACCCGACGGGAGCAGUCUCUCCCACACAGACAGAUGUACACCUUCAGAGGGACUAGACUCAGAUCAGCCAUGUCUCUCUGAAACCAGAAAUGAUCCUUUGAUCCAGCAAGGACAAGAAUCCAUUGCAACAGAUCGGAAGCUCUCACAGAUAAUAUGUGUAAAUGAUGGUUUUUCGGUGCCAGGUGGCAUAAAUGUGGAUGACAAGCAGACUGAGGGGUCAGAGGCGUUAUCUGGACUAAGCACUGUUGAGGUGAAAAAUUUCAUUGAUGUUGGUAUUCUAAUGCAGCCAGGUAUGGAGGACACAUGGUUAGUUGUAAGUGAGUCUUCUCCUCUGAUGGACGGGCAGUGUGCUAGCACCGAGGAUGCUGACAUGAUGGACGUUAGCACAGAAGCCAUGGUGCAUUGUCCUGAAACUCAGUCGUCUGUUGCUGUCUAUGAGUGCACGGUGCCCUGUUUCCCCUCAGACACUAUUCAUGAAGAUGUUAAGCUGCUGUUGCCAGAAAGAGGAGAGGAAGAUUCUGCAAAUAAACAUUCUCUUGAACCUUUAACAGAAACAUUUAUAGGGAAGCUUGGUACUUUGUCCUCUCAUUCCCAGAGUGUUUUUGCUUCACAAAAUACUUCAUCUUGCCCAACAACUGUAACUUCUAUGGAAACAUUAACUACUGCGUCCUCCACUCAAAGAGAAAUGUGUCAUUCAAGUUGCAUGCAAAAUAUGGUUCCAAAGCCUGCAGUCUGCUCUACAGUUGAGAGCACUUUUACCAUGUCUGAUCCUAAACUAAUCAACACAACUUCCGCUGUGCAAGAGGAAGAAGUCAAGUUGACAGAAAAGAAACCAGAUGUGUCCCAUAUUUCACUUCCAUCUGGUGUUAUUGAUCCAAAGCUGCUCAUCUUGAAGAGAGGUGAGACUCCUCUCCUUAAACAUCCUUCUUCUAUAUUAGCUAAGGUUUCCAGAAUCCAGGACCCACAUGUCCAGUCUGGCACCCCCAGUGAUGGCUCAGUCUCUGUAGAGUGCCUUUUUGAAAAUGACUCAGCUGUACAUGAAGGCACAGCUGGUCCAUCUGAAAAGGAGCCCCUCGCGCCUCCCUGCUUUUCUGCCCCAAACAACCCCCUCAAUAUUACUGGUUCAUCCUCGAAGGAUGAGCUUAAAAAAGAGGCCUUAACUGAAUCGGCAUAUUCCCUAGGACUUGAAGACCAGAUUCCCCAAUGUGAGCCUCUCUCUGCUUCAUCUACCCCAGCUCAGACCCAUAAUUCGCUUGUCCUGCCUCCAUCUUCAGGCAGUGCAUGGAGCAGCGUGUGCAGUGCCAUCGCUGAGCGGAAUCAGUCUAAACAAUCUCCUGCCAACCAGCCAUGCCAAGAUUCCAUGUUGUUGGGGGGCGAGUUGGAGGUGGAGGAACAGCACUCACCAGUUCAACAUUUGGCAGAAACAAAGGAUGCUCAACACAACACACCAGGGCAGUUUGAUGCUUCUAUAGGAGAGAGCAGUGAUGGAGAGGCAGACAGUUCUAUGGAAGCCCAGACAGAUGACAGUAUGGUUAUGUCCAGUUCAGUGCAAAACAAGCGUGGACAGAGCAGGACAGACAGACAGGCCUUUUUAUCAAAGGUUCGACAGUGGAUAGCUGGCAGAGCCACAGCAGGCUCUACUCCCUCCACAUCUCGUACACCAUCUCCACCUCCUGCAUCAUCAUCAGGUGACUGGACCCAACUUCAUUCAGACAAGGCUGCACCCUUUUGUAGCUCUCAUGGCAAACAAACGCCUUCUUCCCAUAACUCUGGCGGAGCCUCUCAGUCAGAUCAAAUGCUUGCCCAGCGGCCUCGCUCAGAGAAGCACACUGACAUGGCAGAGUUGGCCAAGCAUGAAGCAGAGAUUGAACAUCGGACACUUGCUCUGAAACGAGAAGGAUUCUGGUCCCUAAAAAGAUUGACUCGUGUGACAGAGCCAGUCCGGCCUAAGGUGCACUGGGAUUACCUCUGUGAGGAGAUGCAGUGGCUUUCUGCUGAUUUUGCACAGGAGAGACGGUGGAAGAGAGGUGUGGCCAGAAAGGUGGUGCGGAUGGUCAUGCGUCAUCAUGAGGAGCUAAGACAGAAAGAAGAGCGAGCAAAGCGUGAAGAACAGGCCAAACUGAGGAGAGUUGCUGCAUCCAUUGCGAAGGAGGUCCGCGCUUUCUGGAGCAGUGUUGAGAAGGUAGUGCAGUAUAAACAGCAGUCUCGUCUAGAGGAGAAGCGCAAGAAGGCCUUAGAUCUCCAGUUGGACUUCAUUGUUGGCCAGACAGAGCGCUAUUCAGACCUGCUCAGUCAGUCUCUGCAAGCCGUACCUGCAGUCAGUACCAGUGUUACCCCCCAGUACUCUCAACCGAAUGCUACAGAUGAGGAUGAUAGAGACUUUGAGCCUCCAUGUGAGGAGGAGGAUGAUGAAGAGACUAUUGAGGUGGAGGAGCAGCAAGAAGGAAAUGAUGCAGAGACACAGAGAAGGGAGAUAGAGUUGCUGAGACAAGAGGGUGCACUUCCCUUAGACCAGCUGCUCAGCACCCUCACUCUCCCCCAGCACUCUGCUACAGAAGAUGAAGCUUCAGACGAUUCUUCCUCUGCAGUUGAGGAUGAGGACAAAGAGUUUUCAGCUAAUGAGGAAGAUGCGGAAGAUGUUGAGGACACCAUUGAAGCCCAGGAAAGAGUUGAGGGAGAUGGAGAUCAUGCAGAGGAACUUGAUGACUUGGCGAAAGAGGGUGAGAUGAGUAUAGAUGAACUGUUGGAGAAGUACAGAGGGGCAUAUGCUUCUGACUUUGAAGAGCCCUCAGCAUCACCAGAUUCUUCAGAGGAGUCUGAGGGCACUGAAGAAGAGGAAGAAGAAGAGACUGAAGGGGAUGACAGCAGGGACGACAGUGGCACAUCAGAUUCAGCUGCAGCUGAAGAUAGUGAUGAAGAGGAGGAAGCUGAAGCAGAAGAAAGUGAUGAUGAUGGAGGAGAAGGAAUGGAGAUUUUAUUGCGGGAGGGAGAUCACAGCCCCUCUGUGUCGACAUCUCCACGUCCUAAAAAGGAGAUCAGCCAUAUAGCUGCUACUGCUGAGAGCCUACAGCCUAAAGGAUACACCCUGGCCACAACAAAGGUGAAAACACCUAUUCCGUUCUUACUUCAUGGAAAUCUGCGUGAAUACCAGCACAUUGGACUAGACUGGUUGGUCACCAUGUAUGAAAAGAAGCUCAAUGGUAUCUUGGCAGAUGAAAUGGGACUUGGUAAAACAAUUCAGACUAUUGCUUUGUUGGCGCAUCUGGCCUGUGAAAAAGGUAACUGGGGACCUCACCUGAUCAUAGUUCCCACUAGUGUGAUGCUGAACUGGGAGAUGGAGUUGAAGCGCUGGUGCCCCGGCUUCAAAAUCCUAACUUACUAUGGCAGCCAGAAAGAACGUAAACUCAAGAGACAGGGCUGGACGAAACCCAAUGCAUUCCACGUGUGCAUCACUUCAUAUAAGUUGGUUUUACAAGAUCAUCAGGCCUUCAGACGCAAAUCUUGGAGGUACCUUAUUCUGGAUGAGGCUCAGAACAUCAAAAACUUCAAGUCCCAACGCUGGCAGAGUCUGUUAAACUUCAACAGUCACCGGCGUCUGCUGCUCACUGGUACUCCCCUGCAGAACAGUCUGAUGGAGCUGUGGUCACUCAUGCACUUCCUUAUGCCACAUGUCUUCCAGUCCCACCGUGAGUUCAAGGAGUGGUUCUCCAACCCGUUGACUGGCAUGAUCGAGGGCAGUCAGGAGUAUAAUGAAGGGCUUGUCAAAAGGCUGCACAAGGUACUGAGGCCUUUCCUCCUGCGGCGUAUUAAAGUAGAUGUGGAGAAACAAAUGCCCAAAAAGUAUGAGCAUGUUGUGCGUUGUCGCCUCUCCAAAAGACAGCGCUUCCUCUAUGAUGACUUCAUGGCACAGGCAUCUACGAGGGAGACUCUGGCCAGUGGCCACUUCAUGUCUGUGAUCAACAUCUUGAUGCAACUGCGUAAAGUAUGUAACCACCCCAAUCUAUUUGACCCACGGCCUAUCCAGUCCCCCUUUAUCACUGAGCCCAUCAUCUACUCCACUGCCUCCCUGGUCCUGCACACCUUGGAGACCUCGCCUUUCCAACGCUGUGAACUCUCGAUGUUUGACCUGGUUGGUCUGGAGGGGCGCAUGUCACGAUACCAAGCAGACAUCUACCUUCCUCGCAGGAAAGUGAAUCACCAGCUGAUUCAGGAGAUCAUGGAGUCCCCUGAGCCUCCACCCAGACCCAAACCUGUUCGCAUGAAGGUGAACAGGAUGUUCCAACCGCUUCCCAAGUCUGAAGGACGUUCAUCAGUGACUACAAACAGCCCACGGCCCUCAUGUCCUGUCUCUGCUGCUGUCCAUCCUCCACGCCCCCCUCUAAUAACAGAGGUCACGCCCACUCAGCCUCCUGUACCAUCAGCAUCACAAGUGUGUCCAGUCACUCCUGUUGCUGCUCCACGAGCUCCGGUGUGUCCAAGCGGUUCCUCCACUGGGGCUGCAGUCAGGCCCAGCGUUCCCCAACCAGUCCUGGCUGUUCGGCCCUCAGCACCCUCCAGCACCCAGACAGUGUCUGCUUCCCCUCAAUCCCCCAGCAACGUCAUGACACAGAGAGUCCUUCUAAGCCCUGAUAUGCAGGCUAGAUUACCAUCUGGAGAGGUGGUCAGCAUUGCCCAGCUGGCCUCUUUAGCUGGCCGUCCGGUCUCAUCCAGUCAGGGCAGUAAACCAGUCACCUUCCAGCUCCAGGGCAACAAACUCACCCUCUCUGGCGCCCCACUACACCAAGUGCCUGUGCCCCAGCCACGCCCCAUUCAAGGAAAUGUAAUGCAUCUGGUAUCCAGCGGUGGGCAGCACCACCUUAUUAGUCAGCCAGCUCAGGUGGCAGUCCUUCAUACAGUUAGUCAGUCAGGUAACAGCUCAGCAAAUCCCAGCCCAGGCAGCACAACCCCAACCUGCUCUGGACUAGCAGUACCCCUCACUGCUGCUCAAGUACCAUCAACAAUGGUAAGCGGACCGGGAAUUGUUAAGAUUGUUGUGCGCCAGGCAGCAGGCAAAGAGGCUGGGCAGGUUCCCACUCUGGCUGUGGCCCCAUCCCCUCGUGUUGCCCCCCCACAGUCUGUCUUGCUUCAUCCACAUGGUACCCCAAGCCCUGCUCUCCGACCACCUACUCCUCAGCAGACUCCCCAUCGGUCUCCUGUUUAUGCUGCACCACCUCGAGCUCCUACCUCGGGCCCAAGCCAACCUCCAUCCACCCGCCCAAUGCUCAAGGUGGUACAGGGAUCGUCAUCAAGCACAGGGCUAGCUAAGAAUGCUUCAUUAGGGCGUGAGGAGAGCAGUAGUGAUGUCACCCUGCGAAUGGGCAAUCAUAAGCCUACAUCCUCGUCUCAGAACAGUACAACUGUAUCUCAGCGUGCUCGAGUCCAGCCUCCACCUCCACCACGAUCCCCUUUCUACAUGUCAUGGCUUGCAGACCGGCGUAAGACUCAGAGAGAUGCCCGGAUCUCUCAAAUUAUUCGAGUCAAUGAACUGCAUAGCAAUGCCAAACCAGUGUAUGGGCGAGAGGUUUUGGACUUUCUCACCUUCCUCCCAGGCCACAGUCCCAUCCCUGCCCGCCCUGUUAUUAACAUGUGGAGCCACUCCGGAUACAGUUCUUGUCUUGCUGCGCAGUCAAAGUAUGUGAGUGACCAUGUGGACCAGAGCAAAAUUCUCCAGAAAUCCAUUCAUAAUUGUGAAGAGAGGCUUCAGCUGCUGUCUGAAGUCAUAGACAGGUUCACGUUUGUCAUUCCUCCAGUGGAGGCCAAGCCCAUCACCAUGCACUGCUGCCACCCCCCUCCUUCUCUCAGCCACCAGCAAGCUCUUUUUUCCUCAAUGCUUUCUACCCACUUUUCUCCUCUUAUGGAUACCUUGCACCGUAUCCAGCGCAAUAUGCGAACCCAAUUUCCUGACCUGAGACUUAUCCAGUAUGACUGUGGUAAGUUGCAGACCCUCCAUCAUCUGCUGCGGAAACUGAAGACUGAAGGUCAUAGAGUGCUCAUAUUUACUCAGAUGACUCGCAUGCUGGAUGUGCUCGAGCAGUUCCUCAAUUACCAUGGACACAUUUACUUACGGCUGGAUGGCAGCACACGAGUGGAGCAGAGACAGGCCUUGAUGGAGCGCUUUAACGCAGACCGACGCAUCUUCUGUUUUAUCUUGUCCACUCGUAGUGGUGGUGUGGGUGUAAACUUGACAGGGGCUGACACAGUAGUAUUCUAUGAUAGUGACUGGAAUCCCACCAUGGAUGCCCAGGCCCAAGACCGCUGCCACCGUAUUGGGCAAACUAGAGAUGUUCAUAUCUACAGGCUUAUCAGUGAGCGGACUGUGGAGGAAAACAUCCUGAAAAAAGCCAACCAGAAGAGGAUGUUGGGAGAUAUGGCAAUUGAAGGGGGGAAUUUCACCACUGCCUUUUUUAAACAGCAAACUAUCAGAGAGUUGUUUGAUGUGUCUGAGGGAGAGAAGAAGGAGGCUGAAUCAAGUGUAUCUCCAUCAGAUGAUGAAGAGGCCAUCAAUAAACAACAAACUAAUAUUUUAGAGCAGGCCUUGUGUCGUGCUGAGGAUGAAGAGGACAUAGUAGCAGCUUCCCAGGCCAAAGCAGAGCAGGUAGCUGAGCUAGCAGAAUUUAAUGAAAAUAUUCCUUUGGAUGAUGGUGAGAGCAGAGACCAGGAGGAGGAGGAGCUUUCCAAGGCGGAGCAGGAAAUUGCAGCUCUAGUUGAACAGCUCACUCCCAUAGAGCGAUAUGCCAUGAAUUUCCUGGAGGCAUCUCUUGAGGAUAUUUGCAAAGAAGAACUGAAACAGGCAGAGGAGCAGGUUGAAGCUGCAAGGAAAGGACUAGAUCAAGCAAAGGAGGAAGGUCUGAAACUGCAUCAGUCAUCUGAUAAUGAUGAAGAGGACUCCGCACCACCCAGUCCUGAGGAGCAUCUUCCAGCUCGCCGUGCACGCAAACACAAAGAGAAAGGUGCUCCGUCUACGAGGGUCAGUGGUAGGCUUAGAGGAACACCUGCUAAAACGGAUGAUGUGUCCUCAACACAUCCAUCGCCUGACAGAGAGAAAGGGAAGAGGGGUGAGACACUGACAUCUGAGCAUAGUGGGAACCGUUCCUCUGGGUCCAGCUUGAGCCUCAAGUCUCCCCAGCCCAGAGAAGUGCCUGAAAGACUCCGUAGUAGUGCACGGGGGAGAGGAACAACCAAAGAACACGUGGCCUCCCCAGCUCCCACCCAGGCAGAUAAUGUGAUGCCCCAAACUGAUCAGCACGCCUCAGAUUCUGGACAAUCUCCAACACAUGAUUUGGUCUCCAAAUCCAAACUGGCACCAUCCCCACAUCACCAACCUCCCUCUCCAUCUGGUCCAGUGCCUUCAGCAGCUGCCUCUCCAUCAGUGGACAGAAGCUCAAGUGGACUUACGUCUACACUGGCAGCAGCACACAGAGAAGCAGAUGAUGAGCAUGGAGUAGAGGUACAGUCAUAUAGUUCUCAGCAGGAUGUAAAAGAGAGAGAGAGGGGGGCAUCUGUAUCUUCAGACUCCAUCUGCUCUCCAGAACACCAGCCUGAGCAGGAUAACCAACCCUCACUCUUUUCUUCACUGGCAUCUCCGCACCCACGUUCACCACGCAAGCGGCAGACUGCUGAUGGAGAGGUCCUCAAGGGCCUUCCAGAAGAUUCCCCGUCUGCUAAGGUCCUUAGAAAGCUACCUGGCCGCCUGGUUACUGUAGUUGAAGAGAAGGAACCAAGGCGGAGGAAGAGGGGAAUGAGUGGAAGUGGUGGAAUACAGACUGAAGGUUCGUCAGAAGAGAUGGAACACUCUGAGUCAGCCCAAGACACAGCCUCCCACUCUCCAGCCUCCCACUCUCCUGAUCAAGCAAGUCAGUCUCUGAAAGAUAAGCCUCUUCCUAAAUCACCUUCCACAUCUCCUCCUCAGCAGCAAGGACAGGACCAGGUCUCACCAUCUUCAUCACUUUCAAGUCCAGGGAGAAGUUACCAACCUUACUCUCCUACACAUUCGCCAGAUAUGCCCGUCCUUCGCAACUUGCCAGUGCGCCGGCGCCUGGAGACAGAGUCUCGUAUGGCUGCUCAGUUAGGAGAACAGUAUGCAGGUAAAGGCAGAGGGCUAGACAGACGCACCCCUCUAUCACCAAAGAAACAGGACCCUAAUUUGUCUAAGGAAAGCACUACCAGCCCCCCUGUUGCUUCUGAUCCCAAUGCUACUAAUUCUGUGUCUGUGAAGCGUAAACGGGGUAGACCCCCCAAAACUGCAUCUAAACCAGCAGAACUCGCAGAACAGGAAACAACUGGGGUCCAGGACUCAAGGAGUGAAGAACAGAGUCCACCCCUCUCACCAAAACGAAAGAGGGGCCGCCCUCGCAAAGGUUCCAGCACAAAUAUUGCACCGACUGGUAAAUCUGGACAAGAGGAAAAUUGUCUUGCAACAUUAUCCGGAAGUCUUUCACAGGAAAAUCUUCCGUCUCUAAACCUUAACUCGCCUAGUUCCAGUAUUGAACCUUUAAUUUUGCCCUCUGUUCCUGAGUGCAUAGGAGUAAGCUCUUUAGCUGAUGUCCCUUCUGCAUCAUCUGAAUUCACCCCACUUCCUAAAACAGACUCUAAAACCACUCAGUCUACUACACCCAUUCCUCCAUCUCCAACACCUGUUGAAUCGCAGAUACAGCUAACGGAUACUUCAGAAAUCUCAGUGAAGGCUGAGCACACCAGCCUGAUAACUACAGCUCCCCACUCUAACUCUCUAACCAUAUCAGCUGCAACCCUUUCAACCCUUCCUACAGCAAAUGUUAGUCAGACCAACACAAAACCUUCACCUUCACUGCAGCCUGCCGCUAUCCCAAGCGAGACCAGUGCUAGCUGUGCCCCUGUACUAGCCCAAGAACCUUCAGUUUCAUCUCUGUUCUCAGUUUCUCAAAACAGUCAAGUAACAACUUCUUCACAGCCAUCAGCUGUAGCAAGCAACAGCGCUACUUCAGAGUUAUCACUAAAAUCUAAUAAGACUGCAACUCUCCCACAAAUUUCAACUACGUCUACUGAAUUGGUGUCACAGCCUUCUCCUGAGAGCAAGGUAGCAACUGCAAGCCCUCAAGAAAUAUCUCAUAUUCCAACUGUAUCUAAAACAUCUUCACAGUCUUGCCCUCCAUCUGCACAACUAUCCCAUGAGGUAUCAUCUGAACCUGUUUUGAGCCCUGGUUCCCCUCCGCCAUCACCAAAAUGCGACUUGACUGAGCCUUCUCUUGAACCUAAUGUACCACAAACCCCACAACAGCUGACACCUAAUCCUAAUGCUCCUGCUCCUUCUCAGUCUCAACCUAAGCCUGAACAAACAGUUCUAGCCCCUGUACCUUCCUCACCAUCACCCAACCAAAGGACAACAGAUCCUCCUCAGCCUUCACUGGCUUCCAGUGAGAGAACCAUACAAAGGCCUCUGUCCCCUGCAGAGCAACCUGAAACUGAGAAUCAGCAAGGCUCGGAUGUAUCAAAAGAGGAUGGCGUAAUUGAAAGUACAGAGAAAAUGGAGGUGGAGCCCUUUGGAAAUCCUGAGCAAGUAGACAAAGAUGAUACUCAGGUCAAAAGGAGGGUAGCGAAUUUGCCAAAGGAUCAAAUGUCUGAUGCAUCGCUACCUGCAUCCUCAGAAGUAAAAUCUGCACCUGAAAAGGAUGCAGCUGAGAAGCCAGUAGAGGAAGAGAGUCUAACAGAAGAACAAGAAAGAAGAGCUUCAGGCAAGAAAAGAAGCAUUAGCAGACAAAGCAGUCAAGAAUCUGUCCGGUCCUCCUCUCCGUCCUCUGUUUCUUCCUGUGGGACACGCUCAUCUCGGUCAAAAAAGGCUGGGGAGAGUAGGAUGCCUGCAAAGAGAAAACGAGUGGAGACAGACUCAGAAAAAGAGAGCACAGACAAAGGGACUGAUAAGGAGCCAGUGACAUCUGCAAGAAGACAGUGUUCCAACUCCUCCACCUCUUCUUCAGACUCUGAGGACUCUUCUAGCCCAAAGAGACGCCUUACUCGCUCAUUACAAAAAAGCUUGGAGAAAGAGAACAGGAAUGACAAAGGUGAUGAGAGAUGUAGUAGGCGGUCAGACAAGAAGGGUUAUCAGGCCAACAAAGAGGAGGAGUCUAGAGGAGCGACUCCAGUUAGGGUAACCCGUAAAUCCACAGGCUCACAGCCUGCUUCACAGCUGAUGACUCCAACCUCCCCUGAGCCUGAGGUACUGGGCAAACGUUGCUCGGCCCUCAAUGCUGCUGCCAAGCUCUUGGCUAUGAGAGGAAGGGGACCAGAUACACCAAGUCCUAGCUCCAAGGGUAAGGCAUUUGGGCAGCAACAGGCAUCUGAAAAAAGCAAGGGCAAGCCAGGACAGGACUCCUCAAGGACAAAUUUAGUUAAUAAUAAAACAGGUAGUGGUCAGCAAACUCCUACUCGUUCAUCAGAUCCUUCACAGUCAACCACUGCAACAAAUCUUUCUGCUGCCCGCUCCACACGGCAACGACCAGGCAACCUUGUGCCUCCUUUGGAAGCUGAAAAUAAGAGGGCUGAAAACAAGAGGGCCAAAAAAGAAGAAAAGAAAAAAACUGCUGACCACAAGGAAGAAGUGGAGGAUGAAAACAAAGAAACAAGGUCUUCAAGAGGCCACAGUGCCUGCAGUAGCAUAAGCAGUGAAAGAGGGCCAGGCAGCAGUGGGAGCCGGAGUAGCAGUAACAGUAGCCAGUGCACUCGUAGCCUGAGCUCACGGAGCACGGGGCCGCUGCGCUCUCGCUCAAGAGCUCCUUCCUCGAGCAGUGACACAGAGAGAGGCAAAAGCAGGCAGAAAAAGACUGGAGAUAACAGAGGUCGUGAAAGCAGGAGAGAGAGGCAGAAGCAUGAGAAGCCAGAGCGGAGCGCUGGAUCUAGUGAGGGAACUCCUGAUAGGGUGCUUCGGAGCGUAGCUGCACUUGCAGCAGCCCAGGCUCGCACUCCAGCCAGCAACACCCGCUCCUCGACGUCCCAACAACGGCACUCCAAGACUUGAUCAGGACAUGAGAUGGAACUGUAAGCUGGUGGAAAUAACAAAAGAAAUGCAGUGACGAGGAAAGGUUUUACUGGUUUUUAUAAACGGGGAUCAAUUGUAUAACUUGCCAUACUUUAAUGUUGUUGGCGAGGAGAGAUCAAAUUGUGAGUCUGUUGCACUUUGUGACAAGCUGAACUUGCUUUUGGUGCAUUCUCAACUAUGUCAAGUUAAGCCAUCUUCAGUGUGGAGAGGGAGCAUAGAUACAGACAGAUGGGGCAAAAAGGGUACCCAUUAAAAUGUGGCAUUGCAGUCCUGGUGAUGAGAUCAUAAGGACAGUACCUCACCGUACCAUAAGGACUUUGGAAAGCUGGGCAAGGGGCAAGAGUUGUUAGUAGUUCACACUAUGUACUGUAAUCAUUUAAAGACUGGAAUACUAAAAGAAAUAUGUGUUAAGAUGGGUCACUUAGGUUGUACCCUUUAUACAGAGUUUACUUGUGCUGCAGGGGCGGGGUCACGAAAAGUCAUUUAUGCUACAUUCGGAAGAUUGAGUGGGAUUGUACAAUUGUUAUAAUGUUUUUAAACAGUUGGUUUGUGACAAAAUGUUUGCCAGCUGUUGACUAUUGUUUGUUUCAAGUCAGUUGAUAAAUUAAGAAAAUUCUGUGGUUUCUUCCAGGGUAUGAAGAAGAGAGCAGGUCUGUAAAUGUGAUUUUUGCUGCACUAUGCUGGAGUUAGUCUGCUCAGACCUCUUUGUCUUGUAUUUUUUUUUCCCUGUCCAUUACUUUUAAGUCCAGCCUGCAUUUUUCCAUUUGCACAUCUCACAUGAUGUCCCUGGCAUUUGAGUGCAUUGUGAUAGUUUUUUUAAAUCCUUUUCAAUCAGAUUACUUCUCUACUGGUACCUCACAAUGUUUAUGUAUAGCUCUUGAGUUUGUGAUGAAUCUUGAAGUCUGCUUGUCAUUUGCUUUCUGGCAAUAUGGAUAUGAGAGGCAGCCUCAUUUUUUUUCACUGUUCUUUCCAAAGUAUUAGUCAAUAUGGUCUACUCAUUAAAUUUUGUCAGACAGUCUCAAAUCAGUGUGACAAAGUGAGAGUGCCUGCUGAUCCACAUCGGAGGGGAUCUCUGUAUGCCUUGUUAAGGAAAGAAGUUUGGGCUUCAAACAUUUUUAGUGUUCAAAGUGUAAUAAAGACAUUUCCAUCCUAAACCACAGGAGGUGUGUUCUUGUUGAAGUGCAACCAAAUUGAAAACACCUCUCAAGUGUAAAUCGCUAUUGUCAUCUGUUUUUCUUAAAAAUUGUCCUUUUUAUGGCAAGAUUAAAUGCAAAUACUCCUGCAAGAACCUUCAGAGAUUUUUUCCUUUCUUUUUGUUUCGGUUGAACCUUGGCUGUAAAUUGCUGUCUUUGUCCCAUUUUGGGGGUAGAGACUUAUUUUGGGGUAUGGGUAGAAUGUGGUGAUGGUCUUAUUUUUAUUUUGUUUGUCUCUUCUAAUUUGUUACAUUCCUAAUGUUCCCUUGUAAUUCCACAUUGUUUUACUUGAAAGAUUGAAACAACAAAAGUCGGUUGAAUAAAAAGACCAAAAAAUAUA